GGGGCGCGGCGGGGGACACGGCAGCCGCCGUGGGGCUCGUUCGGGCGACGGCGGCGGCAGCGGCGUCUGGUCCUCCUCCCUCAACCCCUUGCUCCUCCUUUCCUUCCCCUCCCUUUCCUUUCCAGCCAGGCCUCGUCUAGUCUCCCUCACAGCGGCCCCGAUCCUACGUAAAGGCAUGAUUUCCCGGCACCGCAGGGAAAACAGGGUGCAAGCCCAGAAACUACUUUCCCACCACCACUUGUUGAAAAAUUGAUUGGAAGGCAUCUGCGGGUUUGAACUAGCGUCGAAGUGCCCUGAUUUGGUGCGUUUCGUUUUUAAACUGAAGAAUCUUGACUACUUAAGUUAUCAAGAAGAAAAAAAAAAACAUAAACUGGAAACUAAUCCGGUAAACAUAACUUUACUAAGAGUCAGAAAUGGAACGGUUUGUAGUAACAGCACCACCAGCUCGAAAUAGAUCUAAGACUGCUUUGUAUGUGACACCCCUGGAUCGAGUCACUGAGUUUGGAGGUGAGCUUCAUGAAGAUGGAGGAAAACUCUUCUGCACUUCUUGCAAUGUGGUUCUGAAUCAUGUUCGCAAGUCUGCCAUUAGUGACCACCUCAAGUCAAAGACUCACACCAAGAGAAAGGCAGAAUUUGAAGAGCAGAAUGUGAGAAAGAAGCAGAGGCCCCUAACUGCAUCUCUUCAGUGCAACAGUACUGCACAAACAGAGAAAGUCAGUGUUAUCCAGGACUUUGUGAAAAUGUGCCUGGAAGCCAACAUCCCCCUUGAGAAAGCUGAUCAUCCAGCAGUUCGUGCUUUCCUGUCUCGCCAUGUGAAGAAUGGAGGCUCCAUACCUAAGUCAGACCAGCUGAGGAGAGCAUAUCUGCCUGAUGGAUAUGAGAAUGAAAAUCAGCUUCUCAACUCACAAGAUUGUUGACAAGGAGGUUAUCACCUUUGUGAUCAAGAUAAAUAAUGUUGAGUAUUAAAGUUAUGUGUUGAUUGUGUGGUUCAUUUUUAUAUUUAUUUCAUUUAAAAUCAUGUGAUGCAGAAUAGUUUUGCAUUGUGUAUAUAGUUGCAGGAAAACGAAAAGAUCUCAUUGCAAAACUUACUGUUAAUUUUAGUCACCAAUGGUAUAAAGCAAAACUUAGGUAUAGAGUGUACUAGGACACGUGAAACCUGACAGUUAUCUUUAAAAUUGAUGGUUUUUCUCCUGAAAUGUUUAUGCAUGGAAGAACUGCCCACUUUUAAUGCUAUUGCCAUGUAUGAUUAUUUCUUGUGAGAUUACUUAUCUGUAUUGAAGACUAGCCUAUAAAACUGAAGCUGCUGCCAGGCAACACCAUUCACAGUAGCCUAAUGGCAUUAUUUCUAAUCAGAUGAUCUUUUAAAUGGAAAAAGGUGAGAAAACUGUUCUACUCUCUCAAAACCCUAGCAGAAAUGACUGUUUAUUCCAAACUCUGGUAUGUGCAUAUAAAUAUUCUUCAGUUCCUCACUUGUCUCUUCCAUCUCCCAUCCCCCUUUUAAAGACUUACUGUAUUUACUAGCAGCUUCUAGUGACCAAAAGACUUAAACUCAUAAUGUCAGUGCCAAAAGCCAUGGGGAAUUAACAGUGAUGAGAUUUUAGUUUCUUAUUUUGAACACAAAUUUUUGAGCCAUCACUUUCAUUUUAAGCAUCAUCUUGAAUAUGCAAACUUUUUUGUCUUGGUAUUGAAAAGGACUGUAGGAUUACUAUUUAGAAACAGGUAUUUUUUGGUUGAGUUUCCUCAUAGUUACUUUUUGGCUGACAGAUCAAAUAAGAAAAACAUCCUAUACAUUUUUUUUCCAUGAGUUUAUUUAGAUAAAUAGAAACAAGUUAUGCUUUCACUUUUCUCUGCUUUGCCUCUGAUGGUACAAGGUUUUGAACAUAAAUGGUAAAUAGGUGUCUUGAAAAAUCUGGCAAGAUUAUUGUACUGAAAAUGUAGCAGUGUCUAGAACCACCUGUUUGAGUGAACAAAUAAUCAGUUCUGUUCACAGUCAACCAUGUUCAGCAAAUGAUCUCUGAGCCUCACUGCUCACUAAGGUUACUAUGGUCGUAGUUUCGCCCAGUUAUGUCCUCUCCAUUAGAGAUCCAAGCUAUAUUGUUCAGAAUUGUGACAUCUGAAAACUGAAAACUAGAAUAUUAGCUGAAAAACAAUAUUUGACAACAUCCAAGUUUAAAAUACUUGUAUAUUUCUUUGAUAAAGCAGCAAUGGUGAUGUCCUAUAUGACUUGGAGUUAUUUUUGAGGUUAUUUUGUCACAAUCUUUUUUUAAAAAACCAAAGUGGAUAAGAAAAAUUCUUUGAAAGCAAUUUUCCUGUCUUAAAUGUCUUUAUAGACAUAAGUUCCUAACAAGUUGUUAAUGAGGCCACCUGAUUUUAGAUGUUGCUUUUAAGAAGCCUGCUACCAAAAAAAAAAAUCACUUGUCAAAAUUUGAAGUUUCACAUUUUUUCUCGUACUUUGUUAAAGUAGCACAGUAUAUGCCUAGAGUUGUGCUGUUAUUUUUAAGCAUAUGCAUGAGGAGCCCAGCAGCAAAACAACCAAAAUUAUUGUGCAGGCAACCAUGUUUAAAUUAUCUAAGAUAAUAGAAUAUCUAAGAAGAAAAUAAUUGAGUUUAUAGCACUAUUUUCAGAAUAAAAAAUAUGAUUAGAUAAUCAUUCUAGUUUUUCAAAAUUCCCUAAGAUUUAGACUGAUCGUUACUGUAUUUUUUUAAUUUGCACUACCAGUAAGUACGUGUAGUGGAAGAAUGUUCAGUAGCCCAUUAAGUUGGUUGAUAUUGCACUAGGAAACCUUCAGUAAUUCACGUUUGACUUUCUAGUAGUUCUUACUGUUCUGAUGAUCAUUUAAUCUCUAUAUAUCUUGCAUAUUUUUCCAGACUUCUAACUAUUCCCACAUUGGCCAUAUCUAGGGGCAUAGUCUUGUUAGGGUUUAUAUCAUGUCCUUAGGAUGAGCUUUCCAUCUUGUGGUGGGGUUAAUGUUUCUUUGCUGAUUAUGAAACUCAUUUCCUGGAACGGAUUAACUUUGCCUUAUAGGCUAAGUAAGAAAGUGAUUGGUUUAGCCUGCUCAAACUGAUACAAAUACAUAGAACCUUGAUUGGCAGUGUUAGGUAGCAAAUGAGAAUGACCAAGAAAGAGGUUUAGUGAAUAUGUGUACAGACACUCUCAAUCUUAACUAUAUAGUGUUAGUGUGAUGCUAUACUAUUGGAAAAUAGCAACUUCUUUUUCUGAUUUAUAAGUUGUAUACAUAAACAUAAGAUUUGUACUGUUUCAUUUAUAAACUGCCUUUGACACAAGCUUACCUGUUAAUAGUGUUUUCUCAAGAUACAGUAGUAUGUCUUCCAGAAUUUCAAUAUGUGCUUACAGUAAAUAGUUCAUAGCUUGUUGAAAUGUUGAAUUUUGUUGACUUUUUUAAUUUCUUUUUUUUUUUGUACUAUACUGGGCAUAUAGCAAGGCUGAAGGACAUUGUAAUCAUUUUUUACAGGGUGAAAAUUUAGGAAGAUUGUGUAUGAGAACCAAUAUAGUUACUUUAUCCAUUAUUUUUGAUUAAGACUUUUUUUUUUCUUUUUCUAAACAAAUGCCAUUUCCAGUUAAUGCCUUUGGCCCUCCAGAAUUUUCAGGGACCAUAAAAUUUUGUAGAAAAAGUUUUGCAUUUACUAUUGUAACCAGUUCAGCUUGGGAUUGCUCUGAAGUGUUAGCUGCUUAUAAAGUAAGUAUAGUUGGCAGUAUUUCCAGGCUGAGUUCCAUGUUCAAACUUUUGCCUGAAAUAAUUUGUAUGUGAAUGUUAAUGGAAAUACAUAUAAGCAAAAUAAAAGUUAAGGUGACCUCAAAAGGCACAAUUACUUGGUUCUUAGUCUUUGUAAGGGCUCUGUGUUUGACUUGCCCCAACUGCCAUUAAAUGACAACAGAUCACCUGAAGGUAUGUUAAUUUGAUUUAUUCACAAGAAGAUAAGUUCUAUAACUUACUGAAAAUCUUUGGCUAAAAUAAAUUGCUUCAGCUUCUGGUUGGCAUUGAUUAGAAUGUGAAUAGUGAAGUGGCUAUCCUAAACCUUGGUUUAUCUCAACUCACACUAUCAUAGAUUUCUGAGGCAAAUAUGGUUCUUAUCUAGUGGUAUUCGACUUGUAUCCAGAAUACUGUAUUAAUUAAAACAUUAUUAUGUUCAUUUUUGUAUUCCUGUGCUUUUUUUUGUUCACGCAUGUAUCUUUAGUACAAAUGUGUUGCUAUUAAGAGUUUGUCUCUGACUUUUACAAAUAAAUUUUGAAGUUUUAGAA
Dipodomys ordii (Ord's kangaroo rat) is the source of this 4260-nucleotide messenger RNA. RefSeq names its product CGG triplet repeat binding protein 1 (gene Cggbp1). Lineage: Eukaryota; Metazoa; Chordata; Mammalia; Rodentia; Heteromyidae. The record is from RefSeq and is a predicted model, not a curated record. Gene Ontology annotation, biological process: regulation of transcription by RNA polymerase II. Gene Ontology annotation, cellular component: nucleus. Gene Ontology annotation, molecular function: double-stranded DNA binding. The coding region runs from base 414 to 917 and encodes 167 amino acids. The transcript is spliced from 3 exons.